Molecule: messenger RNA, 330 nt
Organism: Wasmannia auropunctata (little fire ant)
Lineage: Eukaryota; Metazoa; Arthropoda; Insecta; Hymenoptera; Formicidae
Exons: 2
Coding region: 1-330 (109 amino acids)
Source: RefSeq, a predicted model, not a curated record
AUGGAACAGAGUAGGAAUUGCUAUUAUGAUAUCAAUAAGUGGUACCUCAUGUUAGUCGGUCAGUGGCCAUAUCAAAAGUUGAAAGAGAGCUUGUUUUUCUUGACUGUUAUACUCCUUCUCGAUGCCAGUGCACUCGUUACGCAGAUAGCAAAAUUUGGCACAUGCGAUAACGCGCAGUGCAUUUAUGAAACUUUACCUCCGCAUAUGGUGACAGUGAUGAUUCUGGUGAAAAUUUUCACGUAUCAGUUUAACUGCCGAAAAGUACGUUUUAUUAAUGUGAAUGGUAUUUUAAUCGUGAGCUGCAGAUAUUGCUUCGUUGCAAGAUUUUAG